AUGGCCAAAGAUUGCACUGAGGUACAAAAUAAUGGUAAGAACGAAAGUGGAGUUUAUCAAAUUGAUCCUGAUGGUAAAGGAUACUUUAAGGUCCUCUGUGACAUGACGUCAUCGGGUGGUGGUUGGACUGUAAUUCAAAGAAAUAAAAAAAGUGGAAAUACAGACUUCUAUCUGGGUUGGGCGGAGUAUAAACGUGGCUUUGGUAAUCUUAAAUCCGAGUUCUGGCUUGGAUUGGACAAGAUACAUCGACUAACAUCUGCAAAGAAAAAUAAACUUCGAAUUGAUCUAGUAAACACGUCAGGCACUAAAAAAUACGCUGAAUAUGAAGAUUUUGUUGUAAAGGAUGAAAAUUCUAAGUAUCAAUUAAGUAUUGGAAAAUACACAGGAACUGCUGGGGAUGAAUUAUCUUAUCACAAUAACAUGAAGUUUUCAACCAAAGAUUCAGAUAAUGAUAAAUAUAGUGGGGGAAAUUGCGCUGAUGGUGGUUGGUGGUAUAAUAGUUGUGAACUUUCUCAACUAAAUGGUGAAAAUAUGUUUUGGGAUGGUUUUAUUAACGUGAAAACCAGUGAAAUGAAAAUUAAACCAUGAAGACUUUUCAUAAAUAUUUAUAAUUUCAUGACAAUGAUCAGAAUAUCUCUCAAUAUGUCAUGUAAAAAUGUUUGUUUAUGAGCAAAUAUAAAAAAAUUGUGUUAAUUUCAUGAAGUAAUAAAAAAUGGUUUCAAUCAA
This is a messenger RNA of Xenia sp. Carnegie-2017, 726 nucleotides long. RefSeq names its product fibrinogen-like protein A. Bases 1 to 588 code for a protein of 195 amino acids. The record is from RefSeq and is a predicted model, not a curated record. The transcript is spliced from 3 exons. Lineage: Eukaryota; Metazoa; Cnidaria; Anthozoa; Malacalcyonacea; Xeniidae.